This is a messenger RNA of Austrofundulus limnaeus, 2970 nucleotides long. It is a transcript of the gene erlin1, whose product is annotated as ER lipid raft associated 1. Bases 105 to 1121 code for a protein of 338 amino acids. Gene Ontology annotation, molecular function: ubiquitin protein ligase binding; cholesterol binding. Gene Ontology annotation, cellular component: endoplasmic reticulum membrane; endoplasmic reticulum. The record is from RefSeq and is a predicted model, not a curated record. NCBI's taxonomy places the organism in Eukaryota, Metazoa, Chordata, Actinopteri, Cyprinodontiformes, Rivulidae. Gene Ontology annotation, biological process: SREBP signaling pathway. The transcript is spliced from 11 exons.
UACGACCCGAGAGUUGAGGAGGCGUGGUGAGGGCGGGGGAUGGGUCGCUGAAUGAUAAGACUAGAAGGAGCAAUUGUUCUACACUUUGGUGAGUGCAAGUGAGGAUGACGAUGCCGCAUGUUGGGGCAGUAUUUUCAGCAAUAGCAGGAGUGAUGGCCAUCUUUUUGCACUCCUCUAUUCACAAGAUAGAGGAAGGACACCUCGCUGUGUACUACAGAGGCGGCGCGCUGUUGACUGGUCCCAAUGGUCCAGGAUAUCACAUUAUGCUGCCUUUCAUUACCACCUAUAGAUCAGUGCAGACGACACUCCAGACUGAUGAGAUCAAGAAUGUGCCUUGUGGAACAAGUGGCGGUGUGAUGAUUUAUUUUGACAGGAUAGAAGUGGUUAACAUGUUGGUCCCUUCAGCAGUGGUCGACAUUGUGAGGAAUUACACUGCUGAUUACGACAAAACUCUAAUUUUCAACAAGAUUCACCAUGAAUUGAACCAGUUCUGCAGUGUGCACACGUUACAGGAGGUCUAUAUUGAGCUGUUUGAUAUUAUUGAUGAAAACCUGAAGACUGCGUUGCAGAAAGAUCUUAAUGCUAUGGCACCUGGACUGACAAUCCAGGCAGUUCGUGUUACCAAACCAAAGAUCCCCGAGUCUAUCAGGAGGAACUUUGAACUCAUGGAAGCAGAGAAAACCCGUCUUCUGAUAACGGCUCAGACUCAGAAAGUCGUGGAAAAAGAAGCAGAGACUGAAAGGAAGAAAGCCAUCAUUGAGGCUCAGAAAGUUGCUCAAGUUGCAGAGAUCCAGUUCAAACAGAAAGUCAUGGAGAAAGAGACGGAGAAGAAGAUCUCUGAAAUAGAAGACGCUGCUUUUUUGGCCAGAGAGAAGGCUAAGGCUGAUGCAGAAUAUUACACUGCUGCCAAGUCUGCUGAAGCAAACCGGCUGAAGCUAACGCCAGAGUACCUGGAGCUGAUGAAGUACCAGGCGAUAGCAGCUAAUAGUAAGAUCUACUUCGGCCAGGACAUUCCUAACAUGUUUGUCGAAGGAAACAACAGCCCCUCGAAGUCUGCUCCCUCCCCCAGUUUGCCGAACGCUGAAUCGAACUUGUUUAGAGGAAAACCAAAGGAGCACUGAGUCCACAGCUCCGCGAAGGACAGGCGAACUUGAUCACGGUCGGUCUUGUCACUGAAGCUGAUGAGAGGGGGGUGGGGAUUAGCUUUGCAACCAGUUUGGUGAACGGCACGUUUCAGGCUUAAAACUAAAUGUCUAAAAGAGUGAAAAAGUGAAGAGAGAAGUGGGGACGAAGAGUUUUUAACCCACCUUUUGUUCUGUGUGGGGAAACGUGAAUCGGCAAGAGUGAUGCCAUAGUCUUAAAAAUAAAGAUAAAAAUGCUUCUGCCUGAGAAGGUGACAACAAAUGGUCACCCUGAUCUUUAUGUGCUUUAUUAGUACGUUUAUUUCUCUGAUUUUGGAGCUGCUUUCAUUGUACGUUUUAUUUUUUUGAGGAAUGAUUUGUGUUGGUGAGGUUUUGAUGAUUUGUGAGAAUUAACUUCUGGUUUUGCUGCACUGAAGUCUGACAGGUGACACUAAUUAAAAGCUGGAAGGUUUAUGUAAAUUAACAUAAUUUAAGUCAUCUCUGUGCCAUCUUUUUUUCUUUCUGAGUCAGUCGUUGGCUGUGUCAGAACACGAGUCUGUUAAAACCAUUUAAUUGCACUUCAGACCCUGCUCAUGGUGGAUUUUGACAGGCAAAUUAAAGAGCAGCAUACAAGUAAAUUUUAUCUGGCUGAAGUCCUCCAGCUUAGUGUUGAACAUUGAAUUGCAGUGGAUGAAUGAUGUCAGGUUGUUAUAGUUGUUUUUUGCAAUUGUUGAGAUCUGCUGACCUACUUUGGCAUUUACAUUGAUGUGAAGGGGUAAAAAUAGAAAAAUAGUCUGAUUUUUAACCCCUUAUUCACCUCUGCAGGUGGCCACUACCAAACAAGAAGUUUAUUUGUUCUCAGAAUGAAGAGAAGCCAGCACAUUUCUUUGUUUUUUCUGGUUUUUGAUCGACGCGGCUGUGCAUGCACAAGUACCUCUGCUUGAUUCGGAUGAUUAAUAGAGCCUGUGAUCGUCUGCCAACUCUCCUCACGUUGUUAAAUGUAAAUUCUCAGGAAAUGACAGUUUUUUAAAAAGACAGCUGUCUAAAAUCAACCAAAACCACUUGGCUAUAGUCUCUUUUUUUAAAGAAUUUAGCUGAAAUAAACCUACAGAUGUGUAAAAUGACAGUUUGAUUACACCACUACAUAUUAGAAAUCAAUCUUUAGCUAUCAAUGAUUACUUUUUUUGUAAUUAUAGAAAUGAUUAACUGGAAAUGUUUAUGGGAUUUACUAAUUAGAGUUGUUUUAAGGGAUUUCUGGCAACACAGAGCUUCUAAUUUCAAAAGUGCUAAAAACGUGUGUGAAAAUGAAUUGAAUCUGUCGCAACAAUAACUCAACACUUCUCAGAAACUGUUCUUGUUCCUUUUUCGAAUUAAAGGUUGAUGUGGUUUGAUUAAAAUGAUUCAAGUUGGUGCUAGUUUUUCUUUUUUUAAAGUUUAAGCUUUUCAAGCUUUGUGCUUCAAUAAAUGAAUUCUUUUUUCACUAUUCAGAAUUCAAGCCUUAAACGAGAGAGGGUUUCCCAAAACUUGCAGACUGAAAGAUUCAAAUUAAAAGGCACCUUUUGGAUCCUAGUUAGGUUUAAAAAAAAUAAAUGACUGUCACUUCACGUUUAAGCUUUUGGAGGUACCCUGCUGUUUACGCAACUGCCCCGCUGCAGGUAAAGGUUGCRCUCUGCGUUGAUUUGGUGAUGGGUUCAAAUAAAAAUGCAAAAGAGGUGUCAAUAUUUUGUACAAUCUGUGACAUGUUAAACAUUGUUUCCUUGUUUUAAAAGGUUUAUAUGCAAAAAAAACUGUUUUUCCAGGUUUUGACAAUGUUCUGUAAAAUAAAACCUAUUUUGGUACCUCUCUGCUC